AUGGUUGCAGGACACCCCACCAGAAAACAACAAAUUGAGCUCUCCCCAGGGUUGCCUAAGAUAGACACGGCGCAAUUCCCAUGGCGCGGCGUAAGCAAGCUCUGGUUCACUGAAAUUAUUAAAGAGAUGGAAACACUCAAAGUAGCUCAAUGGUGGCUUUGCAACACUAUUUGUGAUCUUGAGCCUGCAGCAUUCUCCAUUUCACCAAGGUUCCUACCAAUUGGUCCAUUCAUGGAAACUUAUGAUAAUAACAAGGCUUCUUCUUCAUUGUGGCAAGAAGACACAACUUGCCUACAUUGGUUGGAUCAACAACCAACUCGAUCCGUCGUGUAUGUUUCGUUUGGUAGUUUGGUUGUGUUGGAAUCAAAUCAAUUCAAAGAACUAGCACUCGCGCUUGAUCUCCUUAACAAGCCUUUUCUUUGGGUUGUUCGCGCCAACCAUAAUAACAUUGAUUCAUCAUAUCCCAAAGAAUUUCAUGGAAGUAAAGGUAAAAUUGUGGCUUGGGCGCCACAGAAGAGGAUCCUAAAUGAUUUUUUAAAAUAA
Molecule: messenger RNA, 543 nt
Organism: Arachis duranensis
Lineage: Eukaryota; Viridiplantae; Streptophyta; Magnoliopsida; Fabales; Fabaceae
Product: UDP-glycosyltransferase 83A1-like
Exons: 1
Coding region: 1-543 (180 amino acids)
Molecular function (GO): UDP-glycosyltransferase activity
Source: RefSeq, a predicted model, not a curated record